Messenger RNA from Chlorella variabilis, 1065 nucleotides. RefSeq lists its product as hypothetical. The record is from RefSeq and is a predicted model, not a curated record. The coding region runs from base 1 to 1065 and encodes 354 amino acids. Gene Ontology annotation, cellular component: mitochondrial inner membrane. Gene Ontology annotation, biological process: thiamine pyrophosphate transmembrane transport. Gene Ontology annotation, molecular function: thiamine transmembrane transporter activity. The transcript has 5 exons. NCBI's taxonomy places the organism in Eukaryota, Viridiplantae, Chlorophyta, Trebouxiophyceae, Chlorellales, Chlorellaceae.
AUGAGUAGGCGCAAGAAGAAGGGCCGGGAACCCGAUCCCGAUGAACAGCAGUCACUGGCGCCACUGGAGGCACACGCUGCACUGACAGCUUGCGCAGGUGCCCUGGCGGGCGCGGUGGCGCGCUUUGUGGUGGGGCCGCUGGACGUGUUGAAGAUCAGGCUGCAAGUGCAAUUGGAGCCGAUCGCCGCGGGCGCACAGACCGCGCACUACACCAGCAUGAGGCAGGCCUUGGUCACAAUUGUCAAGGAGGAGGGGAUCAAGGGCCUGUGGCGCGGCACGGUGCCGGGCCAGCUGCUGACGGUGCCCUACACUGCCGUCCAGUUCGUGGCGCUGCAACAGUGCAAGCACCUGGCACGCCAGGCUGGGCUGCAGGACAGUCCACACUGGCAGAGCGCAGUUCCGUUUGUGAGCGGGGCGGUGGCGGGGGCGGCUGCCACCAUGGCCAGCUACCCAUUCGACCUGCUGCGCACUACGCUCGCAGCACAGGGCGAGCCGCCCGUGUACGCAUCCAUGACGGAAGCAGCACGCGGAAUUGUGAGGUCAAAUGGAGUCCGGGGGCUGUACCGUGGGCUUGGCGUCACUGUGCUGGAAAUCAUGCCCUACGCGGCGUUGCAGUUUGGCCUGUAUGACGCCUUCAACAACACCUACGACCGCAUACGGGCCCAACUGGAUCCGGCACACGCCGGCGACCCUCCCAGCAGCAUGCAGGCAUUCGUGUGCGGGAUGGCUGCGGGCAUGCUGGCUAAGCUGGGCACGCACCCGCUGGAUGUGGCCAAGAAGCGGUUUCAAGUGGCGGGGCUGCAGCGGUCAACGCGGUAUGGCCAGCGCGUGGCGCCCGAGGCGGUGCGCACCCUGCGGCAGGUGGUGCGCGACAUUGCAAUGAAGGAGGGGAUGCCAGGCUUAUUCAAAGGCGCCAUGCCCUCCAUCCUCAAGGCUGCACCCAGCGCGGCAGUCACCUUUGCAGCGUAUGACUUUUUCAUGCGCUGGCUCACAAUGAACAACAGCCAAGGUGCAGCAGCACCAGAUAGCGGCAGCAGCAAUGCUCGACGACGCCCGCUACACUGA